Limanda limanda (common dab) is the source of this 4565-nucleotide messenger RNA. RefSeq names its product dermatan sulfate epimerase (gene dse). Gene Ontology annotation, molecular function: chondroitin-glucuronate 5-epimerase activity. Bases 216 to 3095 code for a protein of 959 amino acids. The transcript is spliced from 6 exons. Lineage: Eukaryota; Metazoa; Chordata; Actinopteri; Pleuronectiformes; Pleuronectidae. The record is from RefSeq and is a predicted model, not a curated record.
CACACACACACACACACACACACAUACACACUUUACUUUCUUUGACUUCUCUCCUCGAUCACACUCUCUGUCUCUCUCUCUCUCUGUCUCUCUCUCUCUUUCUCUCUCAUUCUCUGUCUGGCUGUGAAGAGAAGAAAUGAGCGCCUUGCGGACGGGAAUACGGAUCAGUGACAGCUGAGCUCCUUUGGCAAUGCCACAGUCUCCCCUCGGAUGAGAUGAUGAGAACCUACACCCGCGGGGCCCCCACAGUCUUCUUCCUAAGUCUUCUGUGGCCCCUGCUUGUCCCGACGGUGGUGGCUACGACGGAAGGGGACCCCAGCCGAGGAAUCCCCUUCAUGGGAGGCAACUACGAUGGACAUCCCAUGCUGUACUUCAACCGGGGGAAUGUGGAGGAGCUGCAGUACGCGGCGGCGGGGACUCAUCAGAACAUGGCGAGGAGGAUUCGUGAAGCUGGGGAAACAAUGCUGGAGCACCCGGAGGAGUACCUGCCACCCUGGAGCCCCGCGGAGUUCAGCGCCCGCUGGAACGAGGUGUACGGGAACAACCUGGGUGUGCUGUCCAUGUUCUGCCUGCUGUACCCCCACAGGGCCGGGGCCCUUGACCUGGCCAAGGACUACAUGGAGAGGAUGGCGGCUCAGCCUAGUUGGCUGGUCAAAGAUGCCCCCUGGGAUGAAGUUCCUUUGGCACACUCAUUGGUUGGGUUCGCCACCGCUUACGACUUCCUGUAUGAGUACUUGAACAAGGGCCAACAGGAGCGAUUUCUGCAGGUGAUCGGCAACGCGUCACGCCUGAUGUAUGAGAAGUCCUACGUCCGAGGCUGGGGCUUCCAGUACCUGCACAACCAUCAGCCCACCAACUGUGUGGCUCUGCUCACUGGAAGCCUGGUUUACAUGACACAAGGUUACCUUCAGGAGGCCUACCUGUGGACCAAGCAGGUCCUGUCCAUCAUGGAGAAGUCCAUGAUCCUCCUGCAGGAUGUGACGGAUGGCUCCCUGUAUGAAGGCGUGGCCUAUGGGACUUACACCACCCGCUCUCUGUUCCAGUACAUGUUCCUGGUGCAGCGACACUUUGCCAUCAGCCACUUCGACCACCCGUGGCUUCUCAAACACUUUGCCUUCCUCUACAGGACUAUCCUGCCCGGAUUUCAGCGGACUGUAGCCAUUGCAGAUUCCAAUUACAACUGGUUCUACGGGCCGGAAAGUCAGCUGGUCUUCUUGGAUCGCUAUGUGCUGCGUAAUGGCAGUGGAAACUGGCUGGCAGAUGUGAUUCAUCAAAACAGGGUGAUGGAAGGGCCAGGGCAGGCUGGAAAGGGCCAGCGGUGGUGUACUCUCCACACAGAGUUCAUCUGGUAUGACCCGAGCCUGAUCUCCAAGCCCCCGUCAGAUUUUGGAACAUCCCAACUCCACUACUUUGAGGACUGGGGUGUGGUCACAUAUGGCAGUGCUUUACCUGCAGACACCAACAACACCUUUGUCUCUUUCAAGUCAGGGAAGCUGGGAGGCCGCGCCAUCUUUGACAUCGUUCACAGGAACAAGUACAAAGAGUGGAUCAAAGGGUGGAGGAACUUUAACGCUGGCCACGAGCACCCAGAUCAGAACACUUUCACCUUUGCACCCAAUGGUUUCCCAUUUAUAACUGAGGCACUGUAUGGACCCAAGUACACUUUGUUAAACAAUGCAGUGUUGUUUGGCUCGGCGGACUCAGGGAGUUGCUUUAAGCCGUGGGUUGGGCAGGUUACAGAGACCUGUGACUCUAAGUGGUUGAAGUACAAAGUGGGGCUGGCGGCUGAUACCCAGGGCAGAGUCGAAGCUGCUAUGGAGAGACAGGGAAUGGUCUUCAUCCGAGGUGAGGGACGUUCUGCAUAUAAUUCCGAGCUAAAGAUCAGAAACUUUCAGAGGAACCUUCUCCUUCUUCACCCACAGCUCCUCCUCCUCGUUGACCACAUCCACCUGGAUCCUGACAGCCCAACCAGGGCCAUGAGCGCCUUUUUCCACAACACUGAACUGCCAUUCCAGGGCACAAAGGUAGAUGGUGUUCAUGGAGCAUUUGUGUCACAUGGUGAGGACAAAUAUAAGAUGUUCUGGAUGGACGACACUGGCUACAGUAACAAAGGAGUGAUAGGUUACUGGAAUUACCCUCGAGGAUACCCAUAUAAUGGUUCUAACUAUGUGAACAUCACAAUGCCAUUGAGGUACCCUUACACAAGGGUGGCAUACAUUUUUUUCGGACCGGGGGUGGACAUACAGAGCUUCAGCCUGCGUGGUGAUGACCAGAGAGUGGAUAUUUACCUGGCCACCAAGGAUCACACUUACACCAUCUACCUGCUUACUGGAGAGGUCACCAGCAAGCCUCUGUUCUCCAUGGUGCUGCUGAACAACAAGAAAAUCGUAUUCGAGAAGGCCGCAGAUGCGGUUGACAGCUCGCCACAGGAAGUAGAGGAGUACGUCAAUGUGAUGGAAGACAACCUCCAGCACGUCAAGCCUGUUUUUCAGCAGAUGGAGAGACACAUCCUCGGACGGGUUCUGAACACUAACAGCUUCAGAAAGACUGCAGAGCGCCUCCUGCAGUUCUCUGACAAAAAGAAGACAGAGGAGGUCAUUGAGAAGAUGUUUGCUAUGUCCAAGAAGCAGGGCAAGGGUAAAGGGGGGAAGAAAGUCAACCUUGGGGAGAAGCUUUCUGAGAGUCUCCCUGACAUUUUUGCACAGAUUGAAGUGAAUGAGAAAAAGGAGAGACAGAAAACCUCAAAGCGUACGUAUGAGGACAGUCCAGAAGAGGGGGACUCAGACUCCCGGGCCUUUAUGGAUUAUACAGACAGUCGCAAAAACCGAAGAGGUGGCUUUGUCAAGGGCCGCAAAUUCAAAGAGGUUCACAUGGUGGCCACAGCAGGGAGUGAAGGUUUCACCAGCACAGCCUCUUACAUAAGACUCUUCCUCCUUCUGAACACGGCCACCUUCUUUUUACUGCUGGCUGUGUUGCUGACUCGCUUUCAGAGGGGUCGAAGUUUGCACACACAGAGGUGUUUCUACUCCAUCCUUCUGAUCGACUGCUUCAUCUUACUGUACCUCUACUCCUCCUGCUCUCACACACAGUGCUAACACCAUGAGCGGGUUUGGAAUCGUCCAGCCCACGACCGAAUGACCUGUUGUUCAUGGUGAACUAAAUGCACCUCACACCUCAGUCUGAGCCAGAUCUUAUAGCAGAAUAUUGGGCUGCUGGUCGAAAGAAAGUCAGAGAUUUCAAGAAAAAUGUUCAUUUUGACAAAUAAGUUAUAAUAUUAUGAGAAUGAAGUUGUAGUUUUUCAAUAAAUGUUUACAUAGUUCAAGACUUAAGUUCUUAAUGUGUAAUAAAACAUUUAAUGUUGAUGAAAGUCAUGAUGACAUGGGAAAACUUUUUCAAUAUUUCAUAAAUUGGUGGUAAUGUUCAAGAUGCUUCUGUCAGUGCUACCUAUUAAUAUCUCAGUCAUUAGCAGUCUAGCAGUUUUAACUUGUCAGUUUCAUAUUUAAAGAAUUGAUUAAAUAAUAGAGUUUAGGAUAAUAAAAUGAUAGAAAAAUCAAUUAUAUAAUGUGACAAUCGCUACAUACAUACAUGCAUUCAUCCAUUUACCAUUUUUAAUUUCUGUGAUAUUGUGGCUUUCUCCCCCAAAUUUAUGAUUUAGUACUCAUUGUGAAUUAUGUUUUUGAGAUAAUCAAUUUUAUUCUUGAAAUAGAAUGACUUUUAUUGUCGGAAUCAGAUUUUCUUUUGUAAUCUUACAACAUGGUCAAUUAAAACUCUCCCUAAUAUAACCCUAACACAUGAAUAAGUACAAUCCUUUCACACGAGUCUCAUAAUGGCAAACGGCACAAGUUAAAAGGGGAUCUACGUCCUAAAUGCACUUGAACAAGAAUAUUAAGUUCAUUCAAAUAAAGCCUGAGGACCUUUUUGAAAUUAUGACUUCAUACUCAUAAGCAAUGUGACUCUUAUUCUCAGAAUAUAACCUUUAUUUCGCAUAAUGUUAUGUCUUUUUCUCGUCAUUUCUAUUUUAUUCAUACAAGUCACAAAUUUACCUCAUGGGGUUUGAGGAUUAUAAUCUGAAAUUAUGACUCAACCUCUCAGUAACAUACUCAUAAUGUUGGGAGUUUUAUUCUAUUGAUAUCAUGACUUUUUCUCAAGUCUAUGACUUUUUCCUACAUAAUAUCCUGAUUUUAUUCUUGAAAUGUCAGAUUUCCUUUUGCCUAACAGUGGCCCAAAUACUUAUAAGAUCAGGAAAUACAACAACUGAUUCCAAUAGGAAUUGAAGAAUUGCCAAGAUGAAACCAGAUCACCUCUGAUGUAAUUAAGCUUCUGUGGAGCUUUAGAACUGAGUCUGUGUGAAGUUUGUUCAUAGUUGUGUUCAGAGGUCCUGCCUUGUAUCCAAGAUACCAAGGUUAGCCACUAUAGUGCAGUCGCUUCAGCUGUACAUGAGAUUUGUCCUGUCUACAUAGUUUAUAGAAAUACAUUGAAGUGUAUAUAAAUAUAUAUAUAUGUGAAAGCAAGAUAUAUUUUUAUGGUUUCUUUUUUACCAUUUGUAAAUAAAAUUACCACAUGCA